CAUAUACAUACUCCCAAAAAUUUGAAAACUCGUACAAAAAACCCAAUUUAUUUUGAAAUAUAUAUAUAUAUAUGUGUCUCUGCACUGCAUUUUCCCCGGUCUUAAGUCUCUCCAAAAUUUUGUCUGUCUCCACCUCUUAAAAUACCCAACUGGCCAACUCAACAACAAAAUUUUCUCUCGGUGUCUCGUACCUCCAUUAUUUUGCAUCUUUGGUUAAGCUACAAUAUAAUUUUACAGGAAUCAAUCAUAUUUUCUCCUACCAGUUUCAAAUAUAGCCAGUUCGGAUAACACGUGACCUAUUAUUAUUGUAACUUUUUGAGGCAAGAAAAAUCCUCUUAUGUGAGAAAGAGAAGAAAUUAAGGAUCCUUCUUGUAAAGAAAUUUGCUGCUUCAUUUUGCAAACAUAAAGCUUUUGAUCAGGAGAGCUUAAAGAAAGAAGGAAAAGAUGGGUUUCUUGUCACUGUUCGAAGUGGCAUCAAUGCCCAUUUUGCAAGUGCUAAUAAUUAGUGGUUUAGGGGCAUUUAUGGCAACUGAGUAUUGUAAUCUUUUGACUGCUGAUGCUAGAAGAUCACUGAAUAAGAUAGUGUACGUGGUUUUCACUCCAGCACUCAUGUUUGCAAGUCUUGCCAAGACCGUUACGUUGCAAGACAUCAUUUCAUGGUGGUUUAUGCCCAUAAAUGUAGGGUUAACAUUUAUCAUUGGAGGAGCCCUUGGAUGGAUUGCAGUAAAAUUGCUGAAACCUGGGCUACACCUUGAAGGUUUAGUUAUUGCCUCUUGCUCAGCAGCAAACUUGGGAAACCUUGUUCUGAUUGUAGUCCCUGCCAUCUGCCAUGAAGAUGGCAGUCCAUUCGGUGAUGACCAUGCUGCUUGUUCUUCCAUCGGUCUCUCUUAUGCCUCUUUCUCCAUGGCGCUUGGUGGAUUUUACAUAUGGACAUACACUUUUCACUUGAUAAGGAGUUCAUCCGUGAAGUUUAAGGCGCUAAAGGCAGCAGAGCAGGAGGCGUCAAGGGAUCCAAACAAGGACUUGGAAGCCAACGCAAAAACUCAUCUUCUCGAUGAGGAGAUUCAAGGUUAUGAUGCAGAAAACCAUCCUGUAUCUCAUGAGAAAAAAAGUGUGCCCAUUUGGCGGAAGAUAGUAGAGCUUCUACGCCAGAUUGUCGAAGAACUAAUGGCACCUCCCACUAUUGCUGCAGUUAUUGGACUCAUCUUUGGAUCUAUUACUUGGUUAAAGGGUCUCAUCAUAGGGGACAAUGCUCCGCUUCGAGUGAUUCAAGACUGCAUCAACUUGCUAGGGAAUGGACUAUUACCUUGUAUCAUCCUUAUACUAGGUGGAAACCUAAUUCAAGGAUUACGAUCAGCAAAAAUAAAGACCACUAUGAUAUUGGGGAUCUUAUUUGUUAAAUACUUGCUACUUCCAAUAAUCGGAAUUGGAGUAGUAAAAGCUGCUGAUAGUUUUGGUUUCCUCCCACCAGACCCUUUGUAUCACUUUGUGCUGAUGCUUCAGUUCACACUACCUCCAGCCAUGAGCAUUGGAACCAUGGCACAACUUUUUGAUGUGGGACAAGAAGAGUGCUCAGUGAUAUUCCUAUGGACAUAUGUUUUUGCAGCACUUGCACUUACUUUCUGGUCCACUGUAUUUAUGUGGAUCCUGUCAUGAACAAAGAAUUACUUCGGCCAUGUUUGAUAAUUCUUCAAGCAGGAAAAAUUUCGAGAUAUUCUGUACAAAUUAUGGAAUAAAUGGGUAUUUUCCCUGAUUAUCAGCAACUGAAACUCGAUCUAGUGCCUAGUGGUGGAUUCUGGGGAUAACGCGCGCUUUCAGCUCUCAGUCAGUGCAAGUUUUGGAUCAAAAAAUGUGUUGGUUACCUAUGAACUGUUGUAGAACAAUCUCUCCUCCAGCAGACUCAAAGGCAUAUGAUUCUUAUUACCCUCACACCUGUAUCAUUCCUUAUAGUAUUAAUUCAGUAUUUUUGAAGAGCAAAAGGAUUUGUUGUAGUCAAGAAUUAUUGACAUAGAUAGCAAUAUUGUAAAAUUAAAAGGCCGCAUUUAGGCAUUUGUGUUUUGAUAUAUGGUGCAUAAUUUGGGGAACAAAUGUUGUAAAUUUUUCAUUUUAAUUUUCAUCAUAUAAAGUAGAUACUUUGAUAUGUAAUUUCAUCAGAUAUUUUAUAGGAGAAAUAGCUCUAUAAUUACUCUGUUUA
This is a messenger RNA of Beta vulgaris subsp. vulgaris (sugar beet), 2194 nucleotides long. RefSeq lists its product as hypothetical. Gene Ontology annotation, biological process: endoplasmic reticulum to cytosol auxin transport. The record is from RefSeq and is a predicted model, not a curated record. Lineage: Eukaryota; Viridiplantae; Streptophyta; Magnoliopsida; Caryophyllales; Amaranthaceae. The coding region runs from base 445 to 1656 and encodes 403 amino acids. The transcript is spliced from 12 exons. Gene Ontology annotation, cellular component: membrane.